This is a messenger RNA of Gamsiella multidivaricata, 790 nucleotides long. RefSeq lists its product as uncharacterized. Bases 212 to 634 code for a protein of 140 amino acids. The transcript has a single exon. NCBI's taxonomy places the organism in Eukaryota, Fungi, Mortierellomycota, Mortierellomycetes, Mortierellales, Mortierellaceae. The record is from RefSeq and is a predicted model, not a curated record.
ACUUCCAAGAUUCAGCCCAUGGAUGCUGGUAUCGUCAGGUCAUUUAAGGUGAGAUACAGGCUUCAUUUUCUCUGAACAGCUUCUGAGCAACCUUGAGAAUGGUAUCGAAAGACCUGAAAGGAUCAACAUCCUCACAAGAAUUAGAAUAGCAGUGCAAGCUUGGGAUGAGGUGAAAGACACAAAUAUCGCCAGCUGCUUCAAAAAAUAUAAAAUGCGCUCAACAAGUGACAGCGACACACCAAACAGCGAUGUCGAUGAUGAUAAUGCUAUCGACCAGCUCAAUGCCACUCUUCAACGGAUGCCAUGUCAGGACUUGAUGUCAGUAACAUUCUUAUUAAAUCAUCUAGAUGAACAGGAGGUGUCAUAUAUACCAACGGACAAGAACAUUGUUGAUGAGAUAAGACAGCCUGUCAGCGAGUCACUGGGAGCAACUGAAGAUGAUGUUGCUGUGCGAUCCGAGUACAGUAUCACUCAAGCAGUGAAGGCUAUGCAGCAAAUGACAUUCUUCCGGCAGCUCCAGGACUGCGACACACAGAAGCUCGUUUCAAUGUGUAAAAAGACAUUGCAAGCUUCUCAAGGUCUAUUGAAGAAACGCGUUUGCCAAACCACUGUACACGGUUCCUUCACAAGAUAGACUGGUCUUCCUAUUUAUGCACAAUAUCUCUGCGUACAGGAAAUAUUUCAUAUGGUCAGGGCCAAAGAAGAGCUUCUUUUACACUCUAUAGAACAUUUUCUUUCAUCAUGAAGUCUCAACCUUGGGACCGAUUGAAUCGUUUCUGUUGUAGAUAAA